Messenger RNA from Didymosphaeria variabile, 1050 nucleotides. RefSeq lists its product as uncharacterized. The transcript is spliced from 3 exons. Gene Ontology annotation, molecular function: oxidoreductase activity; nucleotide binding. Gene Ontology annotation, biological process: NADPH regeneration. Gene Ontology annotation, cellular component: cytoplasm. NCBI's taxonomy places the organism in Eukaryota, Fungi, Ascomycota, Dothideomycetes, Pleosporales, Didymosphaeriaceae. The coding region runs from base 1 to 1050 and encodes 349 amino acids. The record is from RefSeq and is a predicted model, not a curated record.
AUGGGCCAUCAAAUUCGCCGUCUACGCAUUGCGGUCUCCGGACUUGGCCGCAUGGGGGAAAUUGCGUGGGCGAAGGAGAACCUCGAGCCAUGGGGCGUCACCAUAUACGAGGACUAUGAUAAGAUGCUGAACCACAUGGGACUGGAAGCAGUGUGUAUAGCAACAAUUACGAGUGUUCACGCGGAACAGUCGAUCAAGGCGAUUGAGUCAGGGAAGCAUGUACUAUGUGAAAAACCCUUGAGCACGGAAUUGUCUCUGGUACCUAUGCUGCCCAUCGACGUAUGCCAAAACGUCCUCGAUUCUGCCCGCACCCACCCAGAUCUAAAGGUCAUGUGCGGAUUCUCCAGGCGCUUCGACUCUUCCUAUCUUGCGGCGUACCGGUCUACAGUCGCAGGCUCUAUAGGGCGUCCUACUAUCCUCCGCUCUCAAACCUGCGACAAGUACGACGCUAGCGGUGCUUUUGUACAGUACGCGCAGUUUAGUGGCGGUAUCUUUGUUGAUUGCAAUAUCCAUGAUAUCGACCUGGCGCUGUGGUUCUUGUCCGCAGGUACUCCGGACAAGGCUUUGCCAAAAGUAAGAACUGUCACGGCCGUCGGUGUUGCAGCACUGGAGCCAGAACUCGUCAAGUAUGGAGAUGUCGAUAAUGGGGUUGGCGUUGUAGAAUUCUUCGAGGGCCAGAUCGCCUAUUUUUUCAGCUCCAGAAUGAAUUCACCAGGGCAGCACGAUAUGACUGAUGUUAUCGGCACAAUAGGAAAGCUUUCUGUGAAUGCGCAUCCUGCAUCUAGUCUACUAGAGAGCCAUACAGCAGAUGGUAUCUAUAGAGAUAUCCCGCAAAAUUUCUUUGAACGGUUUGAGCAUGCGUUUGUGAAGGAGGCGCAGCAGUUUGUGGAUGCGGUGCUGGAAAAUAAGCCGGUACCUAUUGAUUUGGAGAGCAGUGUGCUGGCAGUUUAUAUUGGUACACUCUUGCAAGAAAGCUUGAGGAGUGGCAAGAAGCUAUUUUUUGACCGCGCUGGAAAUAGGGUGGAAGAGGCGGUCAAGGCAGAGUGGUGA